AUGAAACGCGCUCAACGUGAUUCUGACGACUACAGUACGACAACGACGGCUAAACGCGCGGCAAUUUGCGAUCAUCUGAUCGGCGUGAUACCGGCGAAAAAGAUGGCCGCUUCGCAGGUCGUGCUCACCAGCAGCGCGCCAGCUGCCCUACCACCACCAUCGUCGCUAUCAGCACAAUUCAUCGACAAAAAGACGGGCGGCAAUAAAGUUGGCAAAAAUGGCUCCGUGUGCAAUUUCGAGGUCGCCGCCGGCACUCAGCAACAGCCGAACUCGGUGCUUCGCGUCAUCAUUGAGAACAUGCUGUUCAGCGUUUCGCUGGAUGUUUUGCACCAGCUUUUCUCGCGAUUCGGCAAAGUGUUGCGAAUCAUCACGUUCACCAAGAACAGCACGUUUCAAGCGUUGAUUCAGAUGAGCGAGGCGAACUCGGCGCAAAUCGCCAAACAGAGCCUUGAGAAUCAGAACAUCUACAACGGGUGCUGCACAAUGCGAAUCGAUUAUAGCAAAUUGAGCACGCUCAAUGUCAAAUAUAAUAAUGAUAAGAGUCGUGAUUACACGAAUCCGAAUUUGCCGGCCGGCGACAUAACGCUCGAGCAACAAUUGGCGCUCGGCGGCAUACCGGGCUUCCAGAAUCUCGUGCCGACGUCGCCGUACAAUUUUCCGUUCGGCGCGAAUCCGGCGACGACGUUCUUGCAGCCGCAAUUGGCGGCGGCGGCGGCAGCGGCAGCGGCCGCCGCUGCCGCUGACAGCGCCAACGCCGUCGCAUUGUCGCCCUACUUGCCGACGUUGGGUCUCGGCGCCAAUGGCGGCCUAUCGACGGGCAUCGGCGGUGUGCGGUUUCCGGUGAAUUUGUUGUCGGCGGCCGCUGCUGCCGCCGCCGCCGCCGCCAACACCGCCAUCACGACGGUGAUAUUGGUGUCGAAUCUCAAUGAAGCGAAAGUCACCACUGACGCUCUCUUCACACUCUUUGGCGUCUAUGGCGACGUGUUGCGUGUGAAAAUUUUGUACAACAAGAAGGACAACGCGUUGAUCCAGUACAGCGAGCCGCAGCAGGCGCAGCUCGCGAUUCAGCAUCUCGACAAAAUGAAAUGGCACGACAAACUCAUUCGUGUGGCUCCGUCGAAGCACACGAAUGUGCAAAUGCCGAAAGAAGGUCAGCCGGACGCCGGACUCACCCGAGACUACACGCAUUCGUCGCUUCAUCGAUUCAAAAAGCCGGGAAGCAAGAAUUACAUGAACAUCUAUCCGCCGUGCUCCACACUGCAUUUGUCGAAUAUUCCGCUUAGCGUCACUGAGGAGAAGCUCACCGAGGCGUUUAAGGAAAAUGGAUAUACCAUCAAAGCGUUCAAAUUCUUUCCGAAGGACCACAAAAUGGCGUUAUGCCAAUUGGAAGAUGUCGAGACUGCCAUCGACGCGCUAAUCAAUAUGCACAAUUACAAGUUGGCUGAAAAUGCGCACCUUCGCGUGUCAUUUUCAAAGUCUGGUAUCUGA
This is a messenger RNA of Caenorhabditis bovis, 1488 nucleotides long. The record is from the annotation of a GenBank genome assembly. NCBI's taxonomy places the organism in Eukaryota, Metazoa, Nematoda, Chromadorea, Rhabditida, Rhabditidae.